AUGACGCCACUCCCCCCGCCGCUGCUCCCACACGUCACCGCACACCGGCCCCCGGCACGUGACACCACCCAGCGCCACUCCUCCGUCACACACCGCCCCCCGGCACGUGACGCCACUCUCCCUCACUCUCUCUCACGUGAUGAUGCCACGCUCCCCCGGCACGUGACGCCACUUCCCCCCCACGCCGCUCCUCCGUCACGUGACGGCACGCCCCCCCCGCCCCCUUACGUCACCGCGCACCGCCCCCCGGCACGUGACGCCAUGCCCUCCCACCCCCAUCACGUGACAGAGCGUCCCCUUGCCCCCCACGUCAUCGGGCGCAGCCACGCUCCCCCGGGACGUGGCGUGACGGCGAACAUCAAUGCCGCUUGGCGCCCCCCACUGCCCCCGGAGCCCGAGGAGGAGGGAGGAGGGAGGAAGGGGCCGGGGGUCUCCGGGCUCCUCGGGGGGCGGGAAAGAUGGGGGGGGAGGCCUCGGCCUCGGCCUCGGCCUCCCGGGCCGCUGCUGCGGGGCCUCCUCGCCCUCCUGGCGGCGCUCCCAGGGGUCCUGCCCACGGCCACGGAGGAGCGUUUGGUGGAACACCUUUUGGACCCGGCCCGCUACAACAAGCUCAUCCGCCCCGCGGCCAACGGCUCCCAGCUGGUCACCGUGCAGCUCAUGGUCUCCCUGGCCCAGCUCAUCAGCCUGCACGAGCGGGAGCAGAUCAUGACCACCAACGUCUGGCUGACCCAGGAGUGGGAAGACUACCGCCUCACUUGGAAGCCGGAGGAGUUCGACAACAUGAAGAAAGUCCGGCUGCCGUCCAAGCACAUCUGGCUGCCGGACGUCGUCCUCUAUAACAACGCGGACGGCAUGUACGAGGUGUCCUUCUACUCCAACGCGGUGGUGUCCCACGACGGCUCCAUUUUCUGGCUGCCCCCGGCCAUCUACAAGAGCGCCUGCCGCAUCGAGGUGCGGCACUUCCCCUUCGACCAGCAGAACUGCACGCUGAAAUUCCGCUCCUGGACGUACGACGGGCGCGAGAUGGACCUGGUGCUGAAGAGCGAGGCGGCCAGCCUGGACGACUUCACGCCCAGCGGCGAGUGGGACAUCGUGGCCCUGCCCGGGCGGCGCCACGCGGGGCCGGGCCCCGCGGCCUACGUGGACAUCACCUACGACUUCGUCCUCCGCCGCAAGCCCCUCUUCUACACCAUCAACCUCAUCGUGCCCUGCGUCCUCAUCACCAGCCUGGCCAUCCUGGUCUUCUACCUGCCGUCGGACUGCGGCGAGAAGAUGACCCUGUGCAUCUCCGUCCUGCUGGCCCUCACCGUCUUCCUGCUGCUCAUCUCCAAGAUCGUGCCGCCCACCUCGCUGGACGUGCCCUUGGUGGGCAAGUACCUCAUGUUCACCAUGGUCCUGGUCACCUUCUCCAUCGUCACCAGCGUCUGCGUGCUCAACGUCCACCACCGGUCCCCGGCCACGCACGCCAUGGCCCCCUGGGUCCGGGCCUUGUUCUUGGAACGGCUGCCCGCCCUGCUCUUCAUGCGGCCCCCGCGCCGGGGGCGACCGCCGGGCCGGGAGGCCGGGACGCCCGGGAAGGAGCCCCGCGGACCGCCCUGCCGCUGCGGGGGGCUGGGAGAGGCGGUGGACGGGGUCCGCUUCAUCGCCAGCCGCAUGAAAGGCGAGGACGACGACCAGAGCGUGAGCGAGGACUGGAAGUACGUCGCCAUGGUGAUCGACCGCCUGUUCCUGUGGAUCUUCGUGUUCGUCUGCGUGUUCGGCACCGUGGGCAUGUUCCUACAGCCCCUCUUCCUCCAGAACCGCACGGCCCACGGCCUGCUGCCCGCGGCUCCCCGUGAAUGAAGCCCCGUCCCCCCGGGGAAUGGCUGGAGGCCCGGGGGUCCGGUCAGUCACGAAGGAACGGCUGGGUCAGGGGAGGAUCGGGAAAAAAGGGAGUCAGGGGGUGUCACGAGGCCCGUGCUCGGUCGCUGUGGGGAGAUGGAAGCUGAGCUAAAUGUCCAGCUCCAGAAGCAACCCCAACCACCCCAAAACAAUGGCCGGGGAAGGGGUCUCUCUCCUUCGACGGAUGCGACCACCCUCCCCAGGGCAGGGAGCAAAGGGAAGUCAAUCGUAUUUAUUGAGCGACCCUAGGGGUCAUCCAGUCCAUCCCCCGGCCUCCCAACGGGCAGACAACAUGCCCACUCCCCCCUCCUUGGCCUUUUCCUCUCCAGGCCGGAUCCCUCCCGGGGGUCCUUCCUCCUCGGCCCCCCUGGACCCGGCCGACCUUGACCUCUGACCCCAGACGGCCACAGCCUCGGCCCAACACCCAGGGGAGGGACAGAGGGAGACGGGAUGCGACCCCUGCCCCGCGGGGAGACCUGAAAGUGCACACGCACGCCUGCACACUCCCAAAUCUGGGAUGAGCAUGGCCCCAGCCCCUUCCCCACCUCGGCUUUCCCUUCCCUCGGUCUCCCCCUUUUCCUAACCCCUCCACUUUUGCCCCUCUGCCCUUCACUCCCCCCAUAACUGUGGAAUAAACCCCAGUGGAUGCUC
Messenger RNA from Tachyglossus aculeatus (Australian echidna), 2532 nucleotides. It is a transcript of the gene CHRNB2, whose product is annotated as cholinergic receptor nicotinic beta 2 subunit. NCBI's taxonomy places the organism in Eukaryota, Metazoa, Chordata, Mammalia, Monotremata, Tachyglossidae. The record is from RefSeq and is a predicted model, not a curated record. Gene Ontology annotation, molecular function: acetylcholine-gated monoatomic cation-selective channel activity; transmembrane signaling receptor activity. Gene Ontology annotation, biological process: regulation of membrane potential; monoatomic ion transmembrane transport; signal transduction. Bases 1 to 1842 code for a protein of 613 amino acids. Gene Ontology annotation, cellular component: neuron projection; synapse; postsynaptic membrane. The transcript is spliced from 9 exons.